GUUGUGCUUCUCGAUACCGAUUUGUUGUCAUAUCAAGCAUGGCCACCAACUCGCUGUCAAAGGUUCUUUUCCGGUUUCGUACACGACGAAGGAGAUAUUAAAUAAUGGGCCGUUACUCACGUGAGCCAGAUAACGCCACCAAGUCGUGCAAGGCGCGCGGACCGAAUCUACGUGUUCACUUUAAGAACACCCACGAGACCGCGCAGGCCAUCAAGCGCAUGUCCCUGCGUCGUGCCCAGCGUUUCCUCAAGGCCGUCAUCGAUCAGAAGGAAUGCGUUCCUUUCCGCCGAUUCAACGGUGGCGUCGGCCGUUGCGCCCAGGCCAAGCAGUGGAAGACCACACAGGGUCGCUGGCCCAAGAAGUCCGCCGAGUUUCUCCUGCAGUUGCUGCGCAAUGCCGAGGCGAACGCUGACUACAAGGGACUGGAUGCCGAUCGUCUGGUUGUCGAUCACAUUCAGGUGAACCGCGCCCAGUGCCUGCGUCGUCGCACGUACCGUGCUCAUGGUCGCAUCAAUCCCUACAUGUCAUCCCCAUGCCACGUUGAGGUUAUCCUCUCCGAGAAGGAGGAGAUCGUCGCCAAGGCGACCGACGAUGAGCCUGCAAAGAAGAAGCUCUCCAAGAAGAAGCUGCAGCGUCAGAAGGAGAAGAUGUUGCGUUCUGAAUAAAAUGUGUUCUGGAACGGGUGCAGCGGCGGUGGGCAUCACUAGCCGUCAGUCGCCCAGGCCGGUGUUAAACAACUAAAAACAUAAAAACCAAACCCGUAAUUUUUUUCCAUCAAUACAAACAUUAAUUUACAA
This is a messenger RNA of Drosophila arizonae, 797 nucleotides long. It is a transcript of the gene RpL17, whose product is annotated as ribosomal protein L17. Gene Ontology annotation, cellular component: cytosolic large ribosomal subunit; ribosome. NCBI's taxonomy places the organism in Eukaryota, Metazoa, Arthropoda, Insecta, Diptera, Drosophilidae. Gene Ontology annotation, molecular function: structural constituent of ribosome. The record is from RefSeq and is a predicted model, not a curated record. Gene Ontology annotation, biological process: cytoplasmic translation.